Colletotrichum karsti is the source of this 2127-nucleotide messenger RNA. RefSeq names its product U2 snRNP auxilliary factor. The transcript is spliced from 9 exons. Gene Ontology annotation, cellular component: nuclear speck; nucleus; U2-type prespliceosome. Gene Ontology annotation, biological process: mRNA processing; translation. The coding region runs from base 1 to 2127 and encodes 708 amino acids. NCBI's taxonomy places the organism in Eukaryota, Fungi, Ascomycota, Sordariomycetes, Glomerellales, Glomerellaceae. The record is from RefSeq and is a predicted model, not a curated record. Gene Ontology annotation, molecular function: structural constituent of ribosome; poly-pyrimidine tract binding; pre-mRNA 3'-splice site binding.
AUGAACGGCGACGGCUACUCUCGCGACGGACGGGGAAAGGGAUCUCGCGACUACCCGAGGGAUCGCGAUGAUCGACGCGGUGACAGAGAUAGGCACCGUGACCGCAGACGCUCCCGUUCACCCUACGACCGAAGCUCGAGACGUCGCGACGACGAGGACAGCUAUGCGACUAGCCGCAGCCACCGCGAGCGCGAGCGCGAGGACAGAUAUUCCGGCCGCGACAGACGCGGCGACAGAGAAUGGGAUCGCGACCGCGGGUCUUCCAGACGCGAUGCUAGAAGAGACGACGACGAUCACCGACGCAGAGACCGCGACCCCUACGACGAUCGACGCCGAGGCGGACGAGACAGACAGGAAGACGGUGGACCUGGUGGCCGCCGCGGCGAGCGCCAACGCAGCGCGACACCGCCUCCUAAGAAGCGAGAACCGACACCCGACCUGACCAACGUCACGUCGGUUCUGGAGCGCAAGCGACGUUUGACUCAGUGGGACAUCAAACCCCCCGGUUAUGAGAAUGUCACUGCUGAACAAGCCAAGCUGUCAGGCAUGUUCCCAUUGCCCGGUGCUCCCCGCCAGCAGCCCAUGGACCCGAGCAAGCUCCAGGCCAUUAUGAACCAGCCCGGUGGCCAGGUCAACAGUGCCGCGCUGAAGCCGAGCAACUCGCGCCAGGCCAAGCGACUCCUCAUCAACAACCUCCCCCCUUCUGUCACCGAGGACAGCAUCGUCGGCUUCUUCAACUUGCAGCUUAACGGGCUGAACGUCAUCGAGAGCACGGAUCCCUGCACGAGCUGUCAGCUUUCCAAGGAUCACUCCUUCGCAGUUGUCGAAUUCAGAAAUGCUUCCGAAGCCACAGUGGCUCUUGCGCUCGAUGGUAUUUCCAUGGAGCCUGAUGAUGCUGCAAACGGCGCAGCUGGCAGCAAUGGUCUAGUUAUUCGCCGUCCCAAGGACUACAUUGUUCCGGCCGUCGUGGAUGACGUGCCCUAUGAGCCGGGCGUUGUCUCCAACAUUGUGAUUGACACACCGAACAAGAUUAGUAUCGCGAACAUGCCGCCGUACCUUUCCGACGAACAGGUCACCGAGCUGCUGGUCUCUUUUGGAGAGCUGAAGGCAUUUGUGCUUGUUAGAGACAGGAGCACCGAAGAGUCCAGGGGUAUUGCCUUCUGUGAAUACGUCGACCCCUCCGCGACCGACGUCGCCAUUCAAGGUCUGAACGGCAUGGACCUUGGCGACAAGAAGCUCAGAGUCCAGAAGGCUAGCGUUGGAGUCACCCAGGUCGCUGGAGUGGAAAUGGGUGUUGCUGCUAUGUCCAUGCUCGCCGGUACCACGUCCACGGACUCUGGAGAGACUCGUGUCUUGCAGCUGCUCAACAUGGUUACCCCUGAGGAGCUGAUGGAUAACGAUGACUACGAAGGCAAGUUAAAACCGCAUGUCGAGGAAGAGUGCGCGAAAUUCGGCAAGGUUCUUGAUGUCAAGGUGCCCCGGCCGGUAGGCGGAAGCAGACAAUCUGCGGGCGUUGGCAAGAUCUUUGUCAAGUUCGAGACAACGGAGGUGGCAAAGAAGGCGUUGCAGGCACUUGCAGGACGCAAGUUCGCGGAUCGAACCGUCGUCACGACCUAUUUCCCUGAGGAGAACUUUGAGCCGACAACCAACCACCAAAACCAAACCGUCAAGAUGGGCCGUCUUCACUCCAAGGGAAAGGGUAUCUCCUCCAGCGCGAUCCCCUACUCGCGCAACCCCCCCUCGUGGCUCAAGACCACCCCCGAGCAGGUCGUCGACCAGAUCUGCAAGCUGGCCAAGAAGGGUGCUACCCCUUCCCAGAUCGGUGUCAUUCUCCGUGACUCCCACGGUGUUGCCCAGGUCCGCGUUGUCACCGGUAACCGCAUUCUGCGCAUCCUCAAGUCCAACGGCCUUGCCCCCGACCUCCCUGAGGACCUGUACAUGCUCAUCAAGAAGGCCGUUGCCGUCCGCAAGCACCUCGAGCGCAACCGCAAGGACAAGGACUCCAAGUUCCGCCUCAUUCUGAUCGAGUCCCGUAUCCACCGUCUCGCCCGCUACUACAAGACCGUCGGUGUCCUCCCCCCUACCUGGAGAUACGAGUCCGCCACCGCCUCCACCAUCGUCGCCUAA